Molecule: messenger RNA, 1189 nt
Organism: Pygoscelis adeliae (Adelie penguin)
Lineage: Eukaryota; Metazoa; Chordata; Aves; Sphenisciformes; Spheniscidae
Product: histidine--tRNA ligase, cytoplasmic-like
Exons: 9
Coding region: 1-1035 (344 amino acids)
Biological process (GO): mitochondrial translation
Cellular component (GO): mitochondrion; cytoplasm
Molecular function (GO): identical protein binding
Source: RefSeq, a predicted model, not a curated record
AUGAACAAGAUCGCCAACAUGAAGCGCUACCACGUCGCUAAGGAUUUUGACAUUGCCGGCCAGUUCGACCCGAUGAUUCCCGAUGCCGAGUGCCUGAAGAUCGUGCACGAGAUCCUGAGUGACCUCCAGCUCGGGGACUUUCUCAUUAAGGUCAAUGAUCGACGGAUUUUGAAUGGUGUGUUUGCCGUCUGCGGCAUCCCAGAGAGCAAGUUCAUAACUACGUGCUCUACCGUGGACAAGCUGGACAAGAUGCCUUGGGAAGAAGUGAGGAGCGAGAUGGUAGGAGAGAAGGGGCUCUCUCCCGAGGCUGCAGAUCACAUCGGGGAGUAUGUCCAGCUUCACGGUGGCCUGGACCUGAUCGAGCGGCUUCUCCAGGACCCAAAGUUGUCCCAGAACAAGCUGGCCAAGGAGGGGCUGGGGGACAUGAAGCUGCUGUUUGAGUACCUGACCCUGUUUGGCAUCACAGGGAAGAUCUCUUUCGACCUGAGCCUGGCGCGGGGUCUGGACUAUUACACGGGGGUGAUCUUUGAGGCUGUCCUGCUGCAGCAGGAGAACGACCAUGUGGAGGAGUCAGUCAGCGUUGGGAGCGUGGCUGGAGGCGGUCGCUACGACGGGCUGGUGGGGAUGUUUGAUCCCAAGGGACGGAAGGUGCCCUGCGUGGGGGUCAGCAUUGGGAUCGAGCGGAUCUUCUCCAUCCUAGAGCAGAGAGUGAAGGCUUCUGGGGAGAAAGUUCGAACGACUGAGACACAAGUGCUGGUGGCUACACCUCAGAAACACUUACUUGCUGCGAGACUGAAGCUCAUCUCCGAGCUGUGGGACGCAGGGAUCAAGGCAGAGAUGCUGUACAAGAAGGAUCCUAAACUGCUGAAGCAGCUGCAGUAUUGCGAGGACACGGGGAUCCCCCUUGCUGCCAUUGUAGGAGAGCAAGAGCUGACAGAUGGAGUCGUCAAGCUACGAGAUGUCGCAACAAGAAAGGAGGUUGAUAUCCCAAGAGAAAAGCUUGUCGCUGAGAUCAGAAGGCGGCUGGAGCCCUAGGGCGUUCCUGGCCCGAGCUGCCUGACUUAACCGCUGUACGUCUGGAACCCUCCAGCGCCCUUGGCCACUCACUUCCCGCUGAAGUCUGGUCACCAUCUGCUAGCCCGAGGCUCACCUGCCUGGGCUAGGGCAGCGUCCACAGGGGGUAUCCGCU